CUCCAAUAGCUGCAAUUGGUGGUAUUUAACCAAGCGAUCGCCCAGCAGGAGGCACAAGAUCAAACAUCAUGUCGACCGAGGCUGUGCUUAUCAUCGGCGGCGGCACCUGGGGCUGCAGCACCGCGCUCCAGCUCGCACGCAACGGCUACACAAAUGUCACUGUGUUUGACCAGAGCCCGAUCCCCUCACCCAUAUCGGCCGGAAAUGAUGUGAACAAAAUUAUGGAAGAGGGCUGGCCCUCGGAAUCGGAUACUGAUGAACAAUACGUCUGGAAUAGAAUGCACCAACUGGCAACAGACGCCUGGAAAAAUGACCCUGUUUAUCGCCCCUUCUACCAUCCCACUGGCUUCAUCAUGGCCGCAUCUCAGGGGACCGCCCAGCACGAGGUUAUCGACGAGUACAUCCGCACCUGCAAGGACAAGCUGCGCCUACUAAACACCCCGGAGGAGUUCCGAGCCACCAUGCCCAAGGGUGUCCUGACUGGAGACUUUCCUAACUGGAAGGGCUUUUUCCGGGAAUCAGGUGCAGGAUGGGUAUUUGCGAGGGGUGCUCUGGAGGCAGCAUAUCGCGAGGCGUCGCGGCUAGGAGUCAAGUUUGUUGUUGGAUCAGCCACCGGGAGUGUUAAGCGGCUUCUCUACUCAGAUGACUGGGACGAUGUGGUUGGAAUUCAGACUGCGGAUGGACAGAAGCAUAGAGCAGACCGCGUUAUCCUGUGUGCCGGCGCCAACAGCGACCAGCUGCUGGAUUUUAAGCGACAGCUGCGACCGACGGCCUGGACAUUGGCUCACAUUGACAUGACAGAGGAAGAAAGGAAGCUGUGGAAAAACCUUCCUGUGCUAUUCAACCCCAAUCGUGGAUUCUUCAUCGAACCUGACGCCGAGAACGGCCAACUGAAAGUCGUCGACGAGCAUCCUGGGUACUGCAAUUUUGUUUAUGACACAGAUACCGGCAUCGAGAAAUCCAUUCCCUUCGCAAAACACCAAAUCCCCGUGCAAUCUGAGCGCAGUGCAAGGCAAUUCCUGCGCGAAGUCGUCCCUCACAUCGCCGAUCGCCCGCUCGCCUUUGCACGGAUCUGCUGGGAUGCAGACACUCCGGAUAGACAAUUCCUAAUUGCCCAGCACCCGCAGUACAAGUCGCUUGUUGUUGCUGUUGGCGGGUCUGGGAAUGGGUUUAUGAUGAUGCCCGCCGUCGGGAUUGCCAUCCAUCAGACGCUGGAGGGGGUGCUUGAGCCGAGAUUGAAGCAUGGGUUUAGAUGGAGACCUGAGACUGCGGUGGGCAGGGACUGGCGCGAUACGCAGCACCGGUAUGGUGGUGAUGGCACUGUACGGGACUUUCAGAAGGUGGAUGCCUGGACUCGAAUCGGAGCGAGCAGUUUGUAGCUAGACGGGUGUUUAAAAACCACUACAACGUAGUUUUACCUAAGAGUAUGGCGUACGUAAGGUUAAAUCGUUCAGCUAUCUCUUCGGUCUAUGACAAGAGGCGCUAGACCGCUACACCAAGCACCCUGCAAGGCUGGUGGCUAGCCAGCUAUCCUCAACAUUUUAUGCACUCCAGCAUCGCUGAACAUACCGUUAGACAUUCAAACCAAGCUUG
Messenger RNA from Aspergillus versicolor CBS 583.65, 1593 nucleotides. Its product is annotated as NAD(P)/FAD-dependent oxidoreductase. Gene Ontology annotation, molecular function: flavin adenine dinucleotide binding; saccharopine oxidase activity; sarcosine oxidase activity. The coding region runs from base 69 to 1379 and encodes 436 amino acids. The transcript is spliced from 3 exons. Lineage: Eukaryota; Fungi; Ascomycota; Eurotiomycetes; Eurotiales; Aspergillaceae. The record is from RefSeq and is a predicted model, not a curated record.